Lotus japonicus is the source of this 563-nucleotide messenger RNA. Its product is annotated as DNA-binding protein S1FA-like. Gene Ontology annotation, molecular function: DNA binding. Gene Ontology annotation, cellular component: nucleus. NCBI's taxonomy places the organism in Eukaryota, Viridiplantae, Streptophyta, Magnoliopsida, Fabales, Fabaceae. Gene Ontology annotation, biological process: regulation of DNA-templated transcription. The record is from RefSeq and is a predicted model, not a curated record. Bases 135 to 365 code for a protein of 76 amino acids. The transcript is spliced from 2 exons.
GAGAGAGAGAGAGAGAGAGAGAGACCACGUUUUAAUAAACCUGUCUGAUUUCUGAGACCUUGUCGAGAGAGAACACAAGUCUCCGUUACGCGCAAACAAACACCCACCUUCCUCACCUUAGAUCUCCUCCAUCCAUGGCUGACGACGUGGGAAAUGGGAUUAACGAUUCUGGUUCAAAAGGGAUCAACCCAGGAUUAAUUGUCCUCCUUGUUGUUGCUGGGUUAGUGUUGGUAUUUCUUGUUGGAAAUUAUGUACUCUACAUAUAUGCACAGAAGACCCUCCCUCCUAGAAAAAAGAAGCCGAUCUCAAAGAAGAAGAUGAAGAAGGAGAAGCUGAAGCAAGGCAUCUCUGCACCUGGAGAGUAGAUACUUUUUUACUCACUUAAUGUUCUAUGGUGUUAAAUUAUACUCAAAUUUUUUUUCUCGUUUGUGGCCUCUAUAGUUAUGUUAAAUUUAAUCUUUCUAGUUCUACCCUAUGUGCUACACUGCUACUGAUUGAAAUCCUUGGCCACAUAAAAUAGUACUCUAGCAAAUAUAUCAUGGACAAAUUUAUUUCAUGACUAA